Lotus japonicus is the source of this 3431-nucleotide messenger RNA. RefSeq lists its product as uncharacterized. NCBI's taxonomy places the organism in Eukaryota, Viridiplantae, Streptophyta, Magnoliopsida, Fabales, Fabaceae. The record is from RefSeq and is a predicted model, not a curated record. Bases 649 to 2223 code for a protein of 524 amino acids. The transcript has 2 exons.
UGGUUUUGUCUAUAAAUACCACCACGAAGUUCAAGUUCAAACCAGCUCAAAUUAGAGCAACCCAAGCCUCCAAAUCCUUGCUAAACCUUCCCCUCAGCCUCCUAAAGCCUUCCCUAACAUCUUCUCCGCCCAAAAACCACCACAAAACACCCAACCGAGCUCAAGAAAUUCCGAAACUUUAAGCUCUCGGUUCUCCCUCAAAUCUCCAUCAAUUUUGUCGAACCAAGAGUCUAUUUUGCUUCGAAUUUCACCAGGAAGCUAUUCGUGCAAGAAUUUUGAAGUUUGGAAGUCUAGAUUUCAUUCUGCCAUUGUUGACCGGAAAAGCUUCACGGUGUUCAUCGUUUUGGCCAAACCAGAGACCUUUUCAGCUACCCACCUAUAACAUUGAGUUCCUGGGAGUGAGAGGAAGCUUUUCCAAUCGGUUUCCACCCUUAACUCCACCCUCUUGCCGGAGCUCCGCCGCCAACCACCACCUUCUCCGGCGAGCUCACCGGAAAACUGCUCAGAACUUGGAUUUUCUUGCAUAGUUCAAAUCCUUGUCUUCCAUAGGUUCCAUAUACAUAUUCGGUUCGGAAAAUUAACUUGGUUUGAUAGGGUUUCAAGAGACGAGAAGAUAAUCGAUCGGAGGAUUUUUCGAAGAAAGAAGAUAUGAAUUUCACGAACGCCGAGCUCCUGAAGGCCCGCGAGAGGAGAAUGGCUCGCUUUUCCCCAAAAUUCAACACUGAGGGCGACGCGAAAAAACGGGGCGGUGCUGAGAACCAAGCCGAGAGCACCAAAGCUCCCAAGAGGAGAAGAUUGGCCAAAACCUCCUCCGGCGCCGGCACAUCCAACCCUGGCGCUCAGCCCACCACUGCUGCUGCGCCUAAAGGCAAAAAUGUCGCUGAAGCCUCCGUCGCCGCAGCCACCGAGCCAACCGCCGUACCAGCUUCUACUCCUGCCUCCGCCGGUGCGACCGCUGCUGUUGCCGCUGAGUCCUCUGUUGGCGCCACAGCCGCCUCCGCCGGCGUUAACGCCACAAAAGCUGCUGCAUCUUCCGACACUCCUAUUGGAGAGAAGGAAAAAGAAAAUGAAACCCCAAAGUCUCCCCCUCGCCAAGAGGCGCCUCUUAGCCCGCCCUCAACACGUGAUGCGGGCUCCAUGCCUUCCCCGCCUCAUCAAGGGGAAAAAUCCUGUCCUGGCGCUGCCACUACCUCUGAAGCGGCUCAAAUUGAACAAGCCCCUGCUCCCGAGGUCGGUUCUUCAAGCUAUUAUAAUAUGCUCCCCAACGCCGUUGAACCCUCAGAAUUCUUACUUGCUGGUCUCAACCGUGACGUCAUAGAAAAAGAAGUUCUGAGUCGGGGCCUGAAUGACACCAAGGAGGAGACUCUUGCUUGCCUCCUACGCGCUGGAUGCAUAUUUGCUCACACGUUUGAGAAGUUCAAUGCCGCCAACGUUGAAGCUGAGCGGUUGAAGGCCGAAAGUGCGAAGCAUCAAGAAGCCGCCGCUGCUUGGGAAAAGCGUUUCGACAAACUGGCGACGCAGGCAGGAAAAGACAAAGUCUAUGCCGACAAGAUGAUUGGCACGGCGGGGAUUAAAAUCGGCGAGCUGGAGGAUCAGCUGGCGCUGAUGAAGGAAGAAGCAGAUGAGCUUGAUGCAAGCCUUCAAGCUUGCAAGAAGGAAAAAGAGCAAGCUGAGAAGGACUUGAUCGCCCGAGGCGAGGCGCUGAUUGCUAAGGAGUCAGAGCUUGCCAUACUGCACGCUGAGCUGGAGUUAGUGAAAAAGGCGUUGGCGGAGCAAGAGAAAAAAUCUGCGGAGUCCUUGGCCUUGGCGAAAUCUGACAUGGAGGCGGUGAUGCAGGCUACGUCCGAGGAGAUCAAGAAAGCGACCGAAACUCAUGCCGAGGCCCUCGCCACAAAAGAUGCUGAGAUUGUUUCCCAACUGGCAAAGAUCAAAAGUCUAGAGGACGAGCUGGCGACGGAGAAGGCCAAAGCCACUGAGGCGAGGGAACAAGCCGCUGACAUCGCCCUUGACAACCGCGAGCGCGGUUUCUACCUCGCCAAAGACCAGGCCCAACAUUUGUACCCGAACUUUGACUUUAGCGCCAUGGGAGUAAUGAAAGAGAUAACCGCCGCAGGACUGGUUGGUCCCGACGAUCCUCCCCUGAUUGACCAAAACCUCUGGACAGCGACUGAAGAAGAAGAGGAAGAGGAAGAAGAAGAACAGGAGAAAGAAAACAAUGAAUAAUGUAAUUUUUAACAUUACUUUUAUCUUUUACUGUCACCUUGUAGUGUACUUUUCCGCCAUUCGUAUAUGUUUAAGCAACCCUGCGCCAUAGCUUUUUAUAUCGCCGUUGGAUAUUUUGUAAGUCAUAUUGGAAUGCUUCCACCGAACACUUUUAGUCGCCGCCGCAUCGUCAUCACCAUCUUGCUUUAGCCUUAUAAGAAAUUAGUUUGACUUGCUCGCCACUAUUUUGCGGUAGGUCGCUACCCUCAUUUUUGGCGGUAGGUCGCAACCCUCUUGCGGUAGGUCGCGACCCUCUUGCGGUAGGUCGCCACCAUUUUGCGGUAGGUCGCUACCCUCAUUUUUGGCGGUAGGUCGCGACCCUUUAGCGGUAGGUCGCCAUCCUCUUGCGGUAGGUCGCGACCCUCUUGCGGUAGGUCGCCACCCUUAGCGUGAGGUCGCCACCCUUUUGGCGACUUUUGUGUGUCUAAACUGAGUCUUACAGGUCGCCACCCAUAGCGUUUGGUCGCCACCCUUUGGCAUGAGGUCACCACCCUAGCGGUAGGUCGCCACCCUUGGUGUGAUCGUCCCAUUUCGGGACUCAAAGUGCUUUGGGUUCCAAUGGCCAGUUGGAUUACCAAAGCGGUGCUCAGUAGAAUGGGCAACUUGUACCCCACACAUCGCCAAAGAAUCCGGUUGUUACGUGGGCUUUUCCGGGGCUAAUUUAGUUCAUCGUGAAACUUGUUUCACUUUGUAACUAAAUCGCGCCAUCAGGAGCUUGUCCCACCCAAUAACAAACCGCUUAUGGAAGAGUCUUCCAAGUUUCACAAAACUUUGAUGGUGUGCCUCAAUUCACGCACUCUUUCUCUUUGAUCCGAUUUGCUCCUCUCUGUCUGAAUCAAAACCAGUGAAGACAAUAUAACUUCUAAUACCAACUUCAAAAUAAGAAAAUUAGGAAAUACAACAACUGAGAAGGGAAUCAAAUGAAAGAUGGAGGAAAAGUUUGAAGGAAUUGGAAAAUUUGUUGGCCAGCGAUCUUAACCAUAGCAACGCUUUACUCGCCAAACUUCCAUGGCCAAAACAAAACGUGCCCACCAGAAUUCCGCCGCUGGAGUAAAACGUGCUUGAUUCCAACGCCAACGACAUUCUCUCGCCGUCGAACUCCAUCGCCAACAACACUAGCUCGCCGCCUACCUUCAAAACGUGCUCGCCAAAACCAACACGUGCUCGCC